GUUUCGAACGCACUACAAAAACCGACCGGUGAUAUGUCCUGACGGUAUCGAUUCGUUCAAAGCACUCGUUCAGACUGUACUUACAAUUGUGCUGCUAAGGACUUACUUGCAGUGAGCGUCAUUCGGAAAUCGUAACACCAGACACGAUAAGAGUUGCGUAGCCCUUGACCGGUGAUGGAAUAUGGGGACUACGAAUCACGGACGCGGCACUCGCCUCGGUCCCGGACUCCCCCGCACGAUGGAGAUGCCCCGUGCCGAGCAUGCACUAACUUCAAAUCAUUAUUGAAGUCCAAAUCGGGGAAGGCCACUGCUGUGCCCAAAGAUUGUCCUCUAGAUCGAGACCAGCUCGGUCAGCACACAUGGUCCUUCUUGCAUACCGUAGCGGCGUAUUUCCCGAAGAAACCCAGUCUCGAGCAGCAAGCAGGAAUGAAGACGUUUCUGGACUUGCUUGGCAAAUUCUAUCCAUGCGACCAUUGCGCUGCGGAUUUCAGGACAGAGAUGGAGCAAUCUCCACCGAAGGUGUCUUCGCGAGAAGCUCUCUCCCAGUGGAUGUGUGAACAGCACAAUAUUGUCAAUCGGAAGUUAGGAAAGAAGGAAUUUGAUUGUACAAAGGUUCUGGAAAGAUGGUUACACGGCCCAGAGGACGGCAGCUGUGGAUAG
Galendromus occidentalis (western predatory mite) is the source of this 660-nucleotide messenger RNA. RefSeq names its product Evr1_Alr domain-containing protein Alr (gene Alr). The transcript has 3 exons. Gene Ontology annotation, cellular component: mitochondrion. The record is from RefSeq and is a predicted model, not a curated record. Bases 175 to 660 code for a protein of 161 amino acids. Gene Ontology annotation, molecular function: flavin-dependent sulfhydryl oxidase activity; flavin adenine dinucleotide binding. NCBI's taxonomy places the organism in Eukaryota, Metazoa, Arthropoda, Arachnida, Mesostigmata, Phytoseiidae.